This is a messenger RNA of Nannospalax galili (Upper Galilee mountains blind mole rat), 2606 nucleotides long. It is a transcript of the gene Rufy2, whose product is annotated as RUN and FYVE domain containing 2. Gene Ontology annotation, molecular function: metal ion binding. The record is from RefSeq and is a predicted model, not a curated record. NCBI's taxonomy places the organism in Eukaryota, Metazoa, Chordata, Mammalia, Rodentia, Spalacidae. Gene Ontology annotation, cellular component: cytoplasm.
CAUGGCAACGCGCACCCCUCUUGCAUCCUUCCCGCCCCGCCCGGGUUCUGGGGCCUGGCGGUGGAGGGCUCCAGGGACAGGCCGGGUCGGGUGUCGCUCCGGGUUGAGGGCGUCUGCGGGGACCAGCGAUGACUUUCCAGGCCUGGGGGUGGUGGAAGGAAGAUGCGUCUCUGGUGUGGGGCCGGGUACCCGACGCGGAGGGCGAGAGAGGGGGAGCGGUGCGGUGCAAGACCCUGGCUACAAAAGACCCCACGGCUGUGGAGAGAGCAAACUUGCUAAACAUGGCCAAACUGAGUAUCAAAGGACUCAUUGAAUCUGCUCUGAGCUUUGGCCGUACCUUGGACUCCGACUAUCCCCCUCUGCAGCAGUUCUUUGUGGUUAUGGAGCACUGUCUGAAGCACGGGCUUAAAGUGAGAAAAUCAUUUUUGAGUUAUAACAAAACUAUCUGGGGCCCUUUGGAACUAGUGGAGAAGCUGUACCCGGAAGCGGAGGAAAUAGGAGCAAGCGUCCGGGAUUUGCCUGGUCUUAAAACCCCCCUUGGUCGAGCAAGAGCAUGGCUUCGAUUAGCCCUCAUGCAAAAAAAAAUGGCUGAUUACCUGCGCUGCUUAAUUAUCCAGCGGGAACUCUUGAGUGAGUUCUAUGAAUACCACGCACUGAUGAUGGAGGAAGAAGGAGCUGUCAUCGUCGGGCUGCUGGUCGGCCUCAAUGUGAUAGAUGCCAAUCUGUGUGUAAAGGGCGAGGAUUUGGACUCCCAGGUUGGAGUGAUUGAUUUUUCGAUGUAUUUAAAGAACGAAGAGGACAUUGGAAAUAAAGAAAGGAAUGUUCAAAUUGCUGCCAUCUUAGACCAAAAGAAUUAUGUUGAAGAACUAAACAGACAACUCAAUAGCACGGUCAGCAGCCUCCAUUCAAGAGUCGACUCAUUAGAAAAGUCAAAUACCAAGUUGAUCGAAGAGUUAGCAAUAGCGAAGAAUAAUAUCAUUAAACUCCAAGAGGAAAACCAUCAGCUGCGAAGUGAAAAUAAGCUGAUCCUGUUGAGGACACAGCAGCACCUGGAGGUCACGAAAGUGGACGUGGAAACCGAACUUCAAACAUACAAGCAUUCUCGGCAAGGUCUAGAUGAAAUGUAUAAUGACGCCAGAAGACAGCUUCGCGACGAAUCACAGCUGCGGCAGGGCUCUGAAGAUGGCUUGAAAGAGAAAAAUGAAAUAAUUGCCCGACUAGAAGAAAAAACGAAUAAAAUCACUGCGGCCAUGAGGCAGCUGGAGCAGAGAUUGCAGCAAGCAGAGAAGGCGCAAACAGAUGUGGAAGAUGAGGACGAGAGAUACGUCCAAGAACACCUGAGCCAGUCCGACAGCCUGCAGAGACAGAUCUCGCAGAAGGAGAAGCAGCUGGCGCAGCUGGAAACGGAUCUGAAGAUUGAGAAGGAGUGGAGACAGACUUUGCAGGAAGAUAUCCUAAAGGAGAAAGGCGUCUUAUCUCAUCUGAGAAAUGAGACCCAACAAAUCGUUAAUCUUAAAAAAGAAUUCCUUAAGCUCCAGGAUGAAAAUCAGCAGUUGAAAAACAUCUAUCAGGAACAAGAACAAGCUCUUCGUGAACUUGGCAACAAACUUAGCGAGUCCAAACUUAAGAUAGAAGAUAUAAAAGAAGCCAACAAAGCCUUACAGGGUCUGGUUUGGCUCAAAGACAAAGAAGCAACACACUGUAAGCUUUGCGAAAAGGAAUUCUCACUCUCGAAGAGAAAGCACCACUGUAGAAACUGCGGGGAAAUUUUCUGCAAUGCCUGCUCUGACAAUGAACUGCCUUUGCCUUCUUCACCAAAGCCAGUACGAGUUUGUGAUUCCUGUCACGCAAUGCUCAUUCAGAGGUGCUCGUCUAAUUUGCCAUGACUCCCAGAACCUAAUCUUGCAGAAGUCCCUGCAGUCAAUGUACCACAUGCACAAAGCAUCCCGAUUGCAAAUGGCUUUCAGCUGGUAUUGGUACCAGUUAACCUUCCAUGACCUCAGCUUGUGGGGAUUUUAAGUUGUAUGAGUUAAUAUUUAGUUCCCUCAUUGUUACUCAGAAUUUACCACAGCAUGCAUUAUGUGGAACAAUCAUGUAACCCUUCAACGAAAGGCCAGACAGCACAGCUAACACGCAUUUGCCUUAUCUUGAGAGGCCUUCUUAAAACAAGGCUUCGGAUUGUUUCCUUCUGAACUGUCAGGUUAGCACUUGAUGGUGCCUAUAAACCUCUUAAUGCACUUUAAAGCUUCAUAGUUCUUAAAGACUGGAGAUGCAUUGACUUUAUAUAAGCAUUAGUAUUUCAACGCAACAUUUUUUUUGAGACAAGAUCUCAUAGUUACCCAGUCUCACCUGGACUCCGUUACCUUCCUGCCUCAGCCUUUCAAGUGCUGGGAUUCUCUGUGUGCCACUACACUUACCCUGUAGGUCUUCCAUCAUUUUAAGAUUCCAAUUUAAUUUAUUUGCUUGCUCUUCUCCUUCCUACAAUGGAAAAGGUCCACAUUUUAUUCCACACAUUUCUUUUUGGUCUUUUCUAAACCAGCCAUUGUGCUUGCCCACUCUUCAUAUGGUGGGUUAAGAUGCCACUGAUCUAACCUCCUUCUUCUUCU